Messenger RNA from Penicillium daleae, 1263 nucleotides. Its product is annotated as fatty acid desaturase. The coding region runs from base 1 to 1263 and encodes 420 amino acids. The transcript is spliced from 3 exons. NCBI's taxonomy places the organism in Eukaryota, Fungi, Ascomycota, Eurotiomycetes, Eurotiales, Aspergillaceae. The record is from RefSeq and is a predicted model, not a curated record. Gene Ontology annotation, biological process: lipid metabolic process.
AUGGAUCCCGCUACAUACGUGGAUCCUGAGCUUACCAUCGCAGAUCAUCUGGUCCUCGACACACUCGUUGAUAAACCAGGAUCAAAUGGGGAGACAAAAUCGUCAUCAUCACAACCAAAACCUAGUGAUGAAGAUGUCAUCCAAAAACUUCAGGACAUGAAUGAUGCAUCGCAUCCUGAUUUUGAUCCUACUAUCUUCCAGUUUUGGGAUACCCCUGUGCUUCGGGCUAAGCUGCCUGCGGCUCUUCAGCGCUAUGUCUUGCAGCCCUAUCAAAAAUGGGCCCAGAGAGUCGUACGCGUUCCCACCGAUGUUGUCAUGUUGACACAUCUCUUGCUAUAUUUCACUACUAUUGUUCCCAGUGGCAUCUUCUUAUAUUAUCGCUUUUCCUGGGUACAUGGCAUUCUGCAUUGGGUCAUGCAAUUAUGGUACUGUGGAGCAUUCACCUUGAUGAAACACCAACACAUUCAUAUGAACGGUGUCCUGGCUCCACAAUAUUGGAUUUUUGACACGCUCUUCCCCUACGUGUUAGACCCAAUGCUAGGACACACGUGGAAUUCUUAUUACUACCACCAUAUCAAGCACCAUCAUGUUGAGGGCAAUGGCGAGGAGGAUCUGAGCACAACCAUGUUCUACGACCGUGACAGUGGUUUUGACUUUGCUUGUUACGUUGGGCGAUUCAUCUUCUUCAUUUGGAUGGAACUUCCUCUCUACUUUUGGAGGAAGGGCCAGGUCAAAUAUGCUUGCAGGGCUGCAUUCUGGGAGCUUGGCAACUACGCAGCCAUCUACCUUCUCUACAACUACGUCAAUGCUCGCGCGACACUUUUCGUGCUCAUUCUACCACUCACAGUCAUGAGAUGUGGCCUCAUGGUAGGAAAUUGGGGCCAGCACGCUUUCGUUGACCCCAUUGACCCCGACUCGGACUACCGCUCGAGUAUUACUCUAAUUGAUGUUCCGAGCAACCGAUACUCCUUUAACGAUGGGUACCACACUUCUCACCACUUGAACCCUCGUCGCCACUGGAGAGAUCACCCUGUAGCAUUUGUCAAGGGCAAAGACCGCUAUGCAGAGGAAAGGGCUUUGAUCUUCCGAAACAUCGACUACAUCUUCAUUACUGUGUACCUGUUACGCAAAGACUAUAACCACCUGGCGAAGUGCCUUAUCCCGAUAGGUGACCAGGUUAACAUGACUCUGGAGCAACGAGCAGAAAUGCUGCGCAGCAGGACUCGACGAUUCCCGCAUCCCAACGCGAAGAAACAUCGCUAG